This is a messenger RNA of Mytilus californianus (California mussel), 4654 nucleotides long. RefSeq names its product toll-like receptor 4. Gene Ontology annotation, cellular component: membrane. Gene Ontology annotation, molecular function: protein binding; transmembrane signaling receptor activity. The transcript has a single exon. Lineage: Eukaryota; Metazoa; Mollusca; Bivalvia; Mytilida; Mytilidae. The record is from RefSeq and is a predicted model, not a curated record. Bases 20 to 2623 code for a protein of 867 amino acids. Gene Ontology annotation, biological process: immune response; inflammatory response; toll-like receptor signaling pathway.
CCAUUUUGUUUAUUUUCAGAUGCAUUUUUACUAUUUUAUUGACCGUAGCAGAAGAAUGGCAAACCAAAUUAUAUUUCAUUGUAUCACUCUUGUGUUUAUUGCAAAUGAAAAUGUUAUGACUUCGAACCUGACAGUUCCUUGUAAGUUUGAGAAACUUUGUUCAUGUUCAUUUACAACGCAAAAAAUGUUAAAAGCCGACUGUAGUGGAGAAAGUCUGGAUAAUAUUCCAACAAACCUUCCUUCCGAUUUGACAAACAUAUCAUUAGCACGAAACUUAAUUUCUAAGAUUAAAAAUGGGACAUUUGAAGCGAACAUACAUCUUCUCUACUUGGAUUUGUCAUCUAAUUACAUUAAUGAGCUGCAUUCAAGAUCAUUUCAAGGUCUUUCGAAACUGGAGACUUUAAUUAUCAGUAGUAACCGCAUAGACCCUUCCGCUAUUUCUAUGGCCGUCUUCAAGCCAUUAAAAGCCUUGCUGCACCUUGCGAUAAAACAAAAGUUCAUAGACCCGUUUUCGCUCAAUGUUUCUUCGUUGGUACAGCUCAACACUCUAAAGAUCGAUGCUGUAUCUCAUGGCAAGGAUCCAUUUGAUGUUAAAUAUGCACAUCUUCGUUUCCUACAAGAAGUGGACGUGUCUGGAUUCUCGGGAUACUGUAAGAUGACAGUUCUUAUGCCAAAUACGUUUAAAUAUAUUCCUUAUGUUAAACGGCUAGAUUUGAGCAAGUGUGGUAUCAAUGCGAUUUUGAGCGGAACAUUUAGAGGUCUGGUUUAUUUGAAGUAUCUUGAUUUGUCUGACAAUAGAUGUCUUAAAUUCAAAGGACUUGCAAACGUCACAUAUGAUCUGCCGUCAACUUCAUUAGAAAUUUUACGAAUCAACAAAAUCCAUCAAACUUUUGAUCUGAAUACAAUAAUGACUACGUGUGAGAUAAAGCCUCUUAGACGUACCAAUAUAACACAGAUAUACCUUAACAGCAAUCGGAUGCAGUUACUCGAAGAGGGUGCAAUGGAAUUUUUUCCUAAAACUCUAAAAAUAUUGUCAAUUGCUGACAAUGAAUUUAGUUUUGCUGGACGAUACAUUGGUGAUUUGUUUGAAUUGACAGUACAUGAAGUAAAUAUGUCUUAUUUGGGAAUGUCACAUUUCUUGAAGAACUUUGAAGAAUCCUGUGAUCAUACACUCGUAACUCCUUCACGUUGCAAUAACAACCCUGAUGUGUACAAGAAAGUUGCAUUCAAAGGACCCAAUUUGAACAAUGAUACAAGCUACACCUUUUUCGGUUCGUUUGGUGAUGAAAUAGUUUGGAUUCCCAGUCAAUUAAGGAAAUUGCACUUGAGAGAAUGCAAGUUACGGUACUAUCUUCCUGAUAUUACGUUUUCAGAUAAUUUGUUGGAGUACGCCGACUUUUCUUCCAACACCUUUUAUGACUGGCAGGGUCCACUCGGAAAUCUUAAUCAGUUGAAAUUCUUUAACUUAUCAAAUAACUAUUGUUCCAAAGUAUCUGCCAGAUUCUUUACAGGCAUGCCAAACCUUACAACCCUUUUAGUGCAAAACAAUCUAUUAGGAUUUGUUUUACCGGGCGAUAUUAGCGGAGAGAUACUAGCACCACUUACUAAACUUGAGGUUCUAGAUUUGUCUGACAAUAGAAUUACAAGCUUGCCAUCAGUGUUCUUUAAUGCCCAAAUACAACUACGAACACUAAACUUGAGCGGGAAUUUACUUGAAACUGCUACUUUUGAAAUAAUACAAAUGACCAAACUUUCACAUUUAGACAUAUCAAAUAAUAGAUUGUCCGUUCUGGGCACAUUUUUCACAAAACAGUUAGAUCAACUCUCAGAAAUUGUUCCUGACUUGACUGUUAAAUUAUCGGGUAAUCCCAUUAAAUGCAUAUGCGAAACAAUUGAGUUUAUUCAGUGGUUGUCAAUUACAAAGAUUCAUGUUCAAAACUUGUUGCACCAAGAUUGCCGAUCUCUUCAAAUGCAUCUGAAUAGUUCAAAAGUCAUUUACGAAUAUUUAAAGAAGAAAUGCUCCUCAUAUACGACAACAAUUGUCGCUGUUGGAUCAUGGGUAGCCAUUUUUGCAUUUGUCAUAAUUGCUGGAAUUAUUUAUCGCUACAGAUGGAAGCUUCGUUAUGCAUAUUAUAUAGUGAAAGGCAAACAUCAUGGUCAAAUCAAACCUCUUAGAACAUAUGAUGAUUUCCAGUAUGAUGCAUUCGUUUCUUACGCCGACGAAGAUGAGACGUUUGUUCAUAGGAAGUUCCUAAAAAAAUUAGAAGACGAUCGAAAUAUUAGUUGUUGUGUGCACAAACGAGACUUUUUGGCCGGAAAUGAUAUCGCAACAAAUAUAACAUCCGCCAUUCAUAACAGCCGUAAAACAGUCGUAAUAUUGUCGCAUCAUUUCUUACAAUCUGAUUGGUGUCUAUUUGAAUUUAAUAUGGCAAAAAUGGAGAGUAUCUACUCAAGAAGUAAAGAAAACAUUAUAUUACUUGUGUUCCUUGAACAAAUAUCAUCUAAAGAUCUACCAUUGAAUAUUUUGGAACUUAUCCAAUCAAAAUCGUACAUUGAGUAUCCGAACGACGAAUACGGGGAUGUCGUGUUUUGGGAUAAACUCAAGGAGACAUUGUCAGUCUAAUGACUCGUGAGCAUAUGGCAUUUACCGAAUACACUUGUUGACUGUAAUUGUGUUAUUGGGACUUUGUAUUUAAAACAAAAAUGGGCGUCUGGAAACUACUUUGCCUGGUGAAGUUGUAAAUCUGGUAGGCUGGUUCUCUCCCUUGCAACAUCUGAGACACCCUUGUAAAAGGACAGGGAACCAGUCUAUAAAUCUUGUAUUUGAACAAAAAAAAAUGAAAAUUGAUAUGCUUAGAAUAUCUUAAAUGUUAUAAAUGUCGAUAUAUUGAGUACUUGUAAGAUGGAGCUGAGAAUGUAAUGAUAAAUAUGUUGUCAAAAUGUAGGAACUAGACUAUAUAUAUGUACAAAUAUGUUUUUUUAAUUCUUAAAUUGUUAACUCUAAAGCAAAUUAUAUAAUGAUAUUAAAUAUUACUUGUAUAGUAAGGCUACUGUGUAAACUGAUCGAUGAGCUUUUGUUCAGUUUUCAAAUCAUUUCUUGCUUAUUCAGAUGUUAAUACUUCCUUCUGUCAAGUUUCCUUGUAGCGAUUUCGUCCUCUGUAUAAGCAACUCUGGAUGUGAUAUUUUUGGGGGUUGAAAAUAAAAUAAAACGAGAGUAAAAACGAACAUACUUUACAGGAAAGGCAAUACGUAACCGGAAAUAAUGGGGAGACUGACAAAACGAGGCAAACCGAAAUUACAAUUGACAAAGACCAGUAAAUAGACUCCAUCAUCUCUAGCGCUGGACUUUAUUUCUUCAGCACUUGAGAUGAAAAUCCAUUGCUGGACUUUUUAUCUCAAGCGCUGAACUUUCAAUCGUCAUCGCUGGAAUUUGUAUCUUCAGUGCUGGGCUUUGCAUCUUUAAACUGGAAAUAACAUCUUCAGCGUUUAUGUUUUCAGCGCUUGAGUUUACAUCUUCAGCUCUUGACUUUACCUCUCCUUUUUUUAAUCUUUAGUGCAUGAAUAUAUAUUUUCAGUGUGGAGUUAAAUCUUCAGUACUAGAUUUGUAAGAUGUAUCAAGUGGAUUUUAUCUGACCAACACUUGAAUUUAUAUCUCUAGCACUAGAGCUCACAUCUCUUGUGCUGGCCUUUGUAUCUUCAGCGCUUGACUUUAAAUCCGCAGCGCUAAAGUUGAAAUUCCUAGCGCGAGACUUUAAAUAUCAGCGCAUGGCCUUAUAUUUUCAGCGCUUGAUGAUACAGUCAGUGUUAGAUUUGUAAUUUAUCUCAAGUGCUGGCUUUCUUAUCAGCAGUUUUUAAGUUAACAUUCAAUACUAGAGUUUGUAUCCUCAGCUCGGGAGUUUACAUCAUCCGCACUGUAGUUUUCAUAACUUGUGCUGUACUUUUAUCUUCCGCGUUGGACUUUAUAUCACCAGCGCUUGACUUAAAAAAAACAUACAAAUAUCUAUUUGUAUGAGACUAACGUGGUCUCGAUCAUUUGCCAGCACUGCGAUUCGAACACAGUCGGUGAGGAGUGUCAUUAUUUGUGUGUAUGUGCUAGCAAACAAAUAGCACCAAUAGAGAAAAAUAUAUACCUAUAUAUUAUACCAAAAUAUACAUCUAAGUUAAAAGUAAUGGGGUUAUUUUCAUAUUGUAAGGUUUUUAAGGCGUAUUAAAAAGAUAUUGUUUGUUUCUUCUUAGAAAUGGAAAUACCAUGUUUUUCACAUUGUAAAUUUAUGUAUAGAUGAGUAUCAUUUAAUUGUUGUAUACCGUUUUUUUUUUUAUAAUAUACUUUAUUGUUGAUAUAUCCAUCCAUAUUUGUAAAGCAAAGUAAUACAAUGUUUUAAUUGAUAAUAUUAAAAAGGUCGCCCAAAUUUUAGAAAGUUUGUCUCAUUCUCAAACUUAAAAGUAUUUUGAUUCCCGAUAAAGAUAUAUUGUCCAGUGUUGUUGACUAUAAAAAGCUAUCUGCAUUAUUGCUAAAAAGCGGUCCACAUUGGUCAAUUAUAUAUACUAAUGAAUUGAUAACAUAUAUGUUUUUCUCGUGUUGUAUUUAAAUAUUCUGUUUUUGUAUUUCUUAACCAGUUAUGAUUUCGUUUAUGCAAUAAAGUUAUUUCUCUUA